Molecule: messenger RNA, 806 nt
Organism: Drosophila montana
Lineage: Eukaryota; Metazoa; Arthropoda; Insecta; Diptera; Drosophilidae
Gene: VhaPPA1-2
Product: Vacuolar H[+] ATPase PPA1 subunit 2
Exons: 1
Coding region: 135-761 (208 amino acids)
Biological process (GO): proton transmembrane transport
Cellular component (GO): proton-transporting V-type ATPase, V0 domain; membrane
Molecular function (GO): proton-transporting ATPase activity, rotational mechanism
Source: RefSeq, a predicted model, not a curated record
AUACAAUUCUGACAGUUGAGAAAUAAGCAGGAAGAAACAUACAUUAAUUCGUUGACAGACGCCUUUAUUUUUUUGGGCUAUUAAGUUACUUUCAAUUCGUAAUCGGCAUUCGUAUAAAACGUUAAAUAGCAAAAAUGCGCAUACGCACAAUUUUUCUUAUAUUCUUCGUCACAUCUAUAUUCGUCGGGUUUGCCGCCAUUUUAGCAAACCUAAUGGCCGGCCUGGGCGAUCGUGCUGGUCUAAGCUGGUUCCUUCAUACAACCAAUCCGCACAUGUGGGCUGGCCUCGGCAUUGGACUCUGCGUUUCACUAUCUGUUGUCGGUGCUGCCAUGGGCAUAUAUACGACCGGCACCAGUGUGGUUGGAGGAGGCGUCCGCUCGCCACGCAUCCGAACCAAGAAUCUUAUCUCUGUAAUAUUCUGCGAAGCAGUGGCCAUUUACGGAUUGAUCAGCGCCAUUGUGUUUUCGGGAAGUCUGCAGUCCUAUGUUACGCACCGUGUGAUCAACAAUCAUAAAGUAAUGACCAAAAAUAUGUUUACUGGAUUUGCAACAUUUGGCGCCGGUCUUGCGGUUGGUUUGGUCAAUCUCUCCUGUGGCAUUUGCGUGGGCAUUGUGGGCUCAGGAGCAGCACUAUCGGAUGCCGCCAAUUCGGCAUUGUUUGUCAAGAUUCUGAUUGUUGAAAUCUUUGGAUCCGCAAUUGGACUAUUUGGUUUAAUUGUUGGCAUUUACAUGACCUCCAAUGCAGAAAUGAUCAAUUUGUAAUUAUUUUAUUAAAAACUAGAAAUAGCACAGAUACUUAUAUACUAA